Trifolium pratense (red clover) is the source of this 1851-nucleotide messenger RNA. RefSeq lists its product as uncharacterized. Gene Ontology annotation, molecular function: nucleic acid binding; zinc ion binding. NCBI's taxonomy places the organism in Eukaryota, Viridiplantae, Streptophyta, Magnoliopsida, Fabales, Fabaceae. The record is from RefSeq and is a predicted model, not a curated record. The coding region runs from base 64 to 1851 and encodes 595 amino acids. The transcript has a single exon.
AGCUCUGCCUCUAAAGGUUGAGCAUCUAACAAGUGCUUAGAGGAAAAGAUUCAGGAAGGAAGUAUGUCAAAACCUGCAAAGUUUAUUUCAGAAGGUGGAUCAUCAACUAGGCCACCACUAUUUGAAGGAAAUGACUACUACUACUGGAAAGAUAAAAUGGAGCUAUUCCUAAGAUCACAAGAUAACUACAUGUGGUCAGUGAUUGAAAAUGGAGAAUACACACCAUUGGCAAAAGAUUCUACCACUCCAAAGCCUCAAGCUGAAUGGACAACCACUGAAGCAGACAGGGUACUUUUAAAUACUAAAGCUCAAUUAUUUAUUAAAAGUGCUUUGUGCAGGGAAGAAUAUGACAGGAUCAUGCAAUGCAAAAAUGCUAAAGAAAUGUGGGAUACUCUCAAAACUCAUCAUGAAGGAACCAGUCGUGUCAAAGAAACAAGAAUUGAUAUUGGUGUAAGAAAGUUUGAGUUAUUUGAGAUGAAGGAAGAUGAAUCCAUUGAUCAGAUGUAUGGAAGAUUCACUAUCAUCAUAAAUGAACUCAACUCUCUUGGAAAAACAUACACCACACAUGAAAGAGUAAGAAAGAUACUAAGAUGUCUACCUAAAGAAUGGAGGCAUAUAGUAACAGCCAUCACAGAGUCAAAAACUCUCUCUGAAGUUAAAAUGGAGGACUUAAUUGGUUCUUUAAAAGCUCAUGAAGCAAUACUUCAAGAGGAUAAAUCUCCAAAGAAAAAGAUGAUUGCAUUAGAUUCUCAAUCAGAAGAAUGCUUUCAGCAAAAUGAAAUCUUCUCUAGCAAAGAUCUGAUUGAUGAAGACAAUGAAGAAGAAUUUGCACUUCUGUCAAGAAGAAUUCAAAGACUCAUGAUGAGAAGGAAUCAAAUGAGGAGAACAUUUCCAAAUAAAAGAAAUGGUGUAAAAUCUGAAGUUGACAUGAGCAGAAUCCAAUGUUAUGGAUGCAACCAAUUUGGACACUACAAAAGUGAUUGUCCAAAAUUCAAAAGACCUCCUGCCAAGAAAUCAAUGAUGGCAACCUGGGAUGAACUAGAUGAACUCCCAGAAGAAGAAGAGCAAGAAGCAAAUGUAUGUCUUAUGACAAGAUCAGAAACACAAGAGGUAAACCCUGAAACUUGCUCUUCAUGUCAAAAAACUGAACACCUCUUUGAUAAUCUUUUUUAUGAUAGCUUGAAUCUAAAUAAAAAAUGUGAUCAACUUCAGGAAGAAGUAAUCAAAAUUUCUAAAGAAAAAGAUGAAUAUAAAACUGAAAAUGAAUUAUUAAAAGACAUAAUUAAAAACAUGGAAAUUGCUCAUAAAAGAAAAUUAGAAGAACUUAAAGAAAAUCAACAAAUUGACUCUAACAUACAAGAAGAAAACAAAAUACUAAAGAAGAAUGUUUCAAAACUUGAAAAUGAUAUAACCAAAUUUGUAAAGUCUACUAAAACUUUUGAAAAUAUUUUAGGAUCUCAGAAAAAUAGUUUUAGUAAAUCAGGCCUAGGUUUUGAAACUUACAAUAAUCAAAGAAUUUACAAUAAGUUUUUUGUUCCUAAUAAACCUAUAUACAAAUGCUUUUACUGUCAUAAGGAAGGACAUCUUGAACCUUUUUGUUAUAGAAAAUCUAGACAACAAAAUUAUCAUAGGAAAUACUUUUCAGAACGAUCUCAGAACAUUCUUAAAAAACAGACUAGAAGCUCUUCUUAUCAACAUAAGAAGAGUCAUUAUAACACUAACCAUCAAGGACCCAGAAAGAUAUGGGUACCUAAAAGCAUGCUAAAAACAAAUGCAGGAAUGUCUUCUCACAGUCAAGAAGAAGCCAUGGUACUUGGACAGUGGCUGCUCCAGACAUAUGACUGGAGAUAG